Messenger RNA from Brassica rapa (field mustard), 2122 nucleotides. RefSeq names its product probable myosin-binding protein 6. The record is from RefSeq and is a predicted model, not a curated record. Lineage: Eukaryota; Viridiplantae; Streptophyta; Magnoliopsida; Brassicales; Brassicaceae.
AGAAUAACUUACUCCAACUGGUUUGUCUCUCACUGUGCUCUGCUUCCUUUGUUCUAUUGUGAAGCUUUUACUUUGUUGCGGAUGACAGUUGGGUCUUCGUUGGCCUAUUUGUUGUUUUUGAAUUACUUGGCAUGAAGAGAGUUUGUUGUGGCCCAAACUGCUCUCUUUGAGUUCCGUUUGUUGUAUAUCAUCAAUACGCACAACAUAAACCUGUCUUACCUUUAACAACAAGAAAGGUAGUGGUAAGGUAGGCCAUACAGGAGCUAAUACCUAGUCCUGUAAUGAGCCGUUGAAAACUUUAAAUUCUCUUUUGUUCUUUAAUGUCAACAAACUUUUAUAUAUUAAAGGGAAAGAAAAUACUAAAUUUCAGCAGAACUUUAAGAUUCAAAAAUCAGCUUCAUCAUUCCAAGCUUCUUUCUUUUUAUAUUCCUGAGACUUCAUCAUUAUUUUAGAGGAAUAUUUGACUGAUUAUUACGAGACGAACUCUUUUGUUUGUAUAGUUUAAUGAGUUUAGUUUUCUUCAAAAAAAAAAAAACUUUAGAAAAAGAAAUUUAGUUGAUGAUAAUUUUCAAUAAAUGUUUCUUUCUGCUGACCCAAGUUCAUAAACUUUCUGCUUUUAAUGAUAUGGACACGGCAUCAUAAUUGUUUUUUUUUUGGGUCAAGCAUGGCUAAAUGUGAAUGAAUAAAACUUUCCUUUAUUUUGGUCUUGAUUACUUUAUUAGGUAUAAUUUUGUCUAAUUUAGCAUUUCAGUUUCCUUUUGUACAUAAACAUUUCGUGUUUUUGUAAUACUUCUGAACCAUCAAUUUUUCUUCUGUGAACUUCUGCUCGUCCACAAAACUAGUGUUCUUCUGUAAAUCUAUCACAGAUAUGGUAGGAAGAAGCUACAGCUUAAACAUGCGUGGAGUUGAGUCCCAGGAUCUUAGGAUAGCUCUUUAUGAAAUGAAGGAAGAUGUUCAGAGACUCCAAGAAGAGUUAGACGCCGAGAGAGAAGCCACUGCCACGUCAGCGAGCGAAGCCAUGUCAAUGAUUCUAAGGCUCCAAGGAGAAAAAGCUGCUUUGGUUAUGGAAGCUAGCCAGUACAGGAGAAUGGUGGAGGAGAGAAUGUCUCACGCUGAGCUGUCCCUGGAGCUUUUGGAGGAUCUGAAUUACCAGAAAGAAGACGAAAUCAAGAAUCUCGAAAGCAGGUUAUAUGCCUACAAAUGCAAGCUUUUGAGCUUGGGAUGUAAGGGAACCGAUGAUGAUCGUUCUUUUAGUGAUAUGAGAUGGUGUGAUAGAUCACAAACACCAUCUCCAGAACCGGUUGAUACAGAUGUUUUGGUUCCUGUGGAGAAGGAAGUUAUUGAGCAGAGCUUGGAUUCUUCAAGAAAACAUCAGGAGAAGAAUUUAGAUUUGUGUUGGGAUCAGAUCAAGAAGCUAGAUGAGCAAUUAAAAGAGCUUACAGAUUCUAUAAAAAUGGAGACGUUCUCUGUGUCAGAAACUAAGAAUGGAGAAAUAAGUGAAGCUUUUGCUGCCAGCUCGUCAAACAUUCAAGAUAUGGUUCCAAAGGUGUGCAAGAAAUCAUCUAAACGGAAGAGGAAAAGAAGCGUAAAGAGAGAUCAUGUACAAGGUGGUUUUUCUGAAAAUGAUGCAGAGUAUCAAGCAGAGUUGCAGCGGUUGAGAGAGAGAGUAGAGCAGCUUGAGCGGGCUAGAUGCACCGCAGAGCCUCAAACUAGUGAAGUAAAGCAAGAAGAAGAGUUAAGUGUUGUCCAAGCUGAAAUGAAGGAUUCAAGAACAACUGUGGAGUUACUUCCUUGUUAUGACUCAGCUAUUGUCUCUGUCCAAGAGGCAAUGCUUUACUUCUGGCUGUGAGACAUGCCUGGACUUGGCGGCAUUAGAGCGAGUAAGAAUACACUAACUGAGAUUUCUACAAAUAGGAAGAUCAUCUUUGAUUUAAUUUAAGAAGUAUACAAGCCUAUAAGUGUGUCAUUAAGGUGUGAUUGAGAUUGUAUUUGUGUUAUUUUGUUUGCUGGUAGCAAGAUUCACCUUUUUGUGUAGUUGAGCCUUUGGGAAGCAAAUAUGGUUCUGUUUGCUAGAUAUUUCAUAUCAGAGAAUUUAGAGAAGAAUGAAAGUGAAAGUUACUAA